UUGGGGUACUAAUACAUUGUUUAUUUUAACUGUCCGACAUGUUUCUGGUCUUAGAGAAAAUGUAACAUGCUUGCAUUUUCGCUCAUUAAUUUUUAUACGCCAGUUGGCUAGCCAUUCUUCGACACAAGUUAAGUGCUCCUCUAAUACUCUUGAUGCUCUAAUGGGGCAUUUGUUUCGGCUUACAGACAAUUUCUAAAAUGUUUCGCGCAAAAGGCAAAGAAAUGAUAAUGGUUGGUUAUUCAGAUACGGCUAAAGCGUUUAGGUUAAUGGAUCCAGAGUUCGGGCCCGCAUUGCCAAUACAAUUCAUUUUUAUAUUAUGUUCCCACAGAAAAAUUGAAGUAAUUAGAUUACACUUAAACGCUUAACAAAACUACCCUGUUCUCACUGCCGUUGGAGAUUUACGAAUCAGCUGUUUUUGACAUUCAGGCAUAAACACCAAAUAUUUAUUAAAGGAAAAUAUUGUAAUGUCGUACUUUCUUAUAAAAAUUUUCUUUUUUUUAUAAAUAUUCUCCACUCAAUGGAAAUAAUUGAGGAAUUGUUUGAUUUGAACCGCCUAGCAAUGAAACGUUUGUUGCAUGCACACAUAAUACUCAAAAUGGGUAGCCUACAUGGAGCAAAUUCAACAAGGUCUAUUUGGAUGAAGACUCGUGGCCAAUUUUUUUGGGAAGUCCAUUGCCAUGUGAAUUCAGAUGCAUUUUUAAAAAUCAACCUCCGAAUGAAGCGCAAAUCUUUCAAUAAAUUGUGCAUUAUGUUGAAAGGCUUGGAGAAGAAAACCACUAACUACCGGAAAACAAUUCAAUUAGAAAAACGCAUUGCUAUUGCUUUAUAUGCUCUUGGCUCUUCUGCAGAAUACCGAACAAUUGGAAAUAUGUUCGGAAUUGGUAAAAGCACUGUCUGCUCCUUUCUAAUUGAGUUCUGCCAUGAAGUCUGGCGAUGUUUGUGGCCAUUGUAUUUGAAGAAAUUCCCAAUGAACGAAUUUCAAGUGCGGGAGUAUAUAAAUGGUUUUGAGUCAUUGGGUUUCCCUCAAGUGUUAGGAGCUAUAGAUGGUUGUCAUAUAGAAGUUCGCCCAGCAGCAAAAGAUGCUGUUGACUACUACAUUUACAAAGGCUGGUAUUUCACAGUUCUUUUGGCUUUAGUAGAAGCAAGAUGCCGCUUUAUAUACAUCAACGUUGGUAGUCCAGGCCGUUGUAAUGACUCUUCAAUAUUUGAGAGUUCAUCUUUAAAAAGCCAGUUGGCACAAUCUAGUUUAUUUAAAGACAUGAGUAGACAAAUUUCGUCAGUUAAUGUUCCAGGAGUUUUAUUGGGCGACUCUGCGUUCAAACUAGAUGAACAUUUGAUGAAACCCUACCCUUUUUGUGUAAACCAACCUUUGGAUAAAAAAAAUUUAACUAUGUUCUCUCGGAAAGUCGAAGAGUGGUGGAGAAUGCUUUCGGUCAUUUAAAGGCAAGGUUUAGACGCGUUGGCAAAGGCUUGGAUAACCACAUGGUCAACACGAGAGCUGUCAUCAAAGCGUGCUGCGUUUUGCACAACUUUUUAAAUGAGGAAAAUGAUGAAAUUAAUGAAAAGUGGAUUGCAGUACAACAAAUCGAAAACGAAACUCGACAGUUGCCAGAAAACGUCUCUUACGUUUGUGGAAAUGUUAACCCAAGAGCAGAGGAAAUAAGACAAGCGUUUGUUUCAU
Zeugodacus cucurbitae (melon fly) is the source of this 1681-nucleotide messenger RNA. RefSeq names its product putative nuclease HARBI1. The record is from RefSeq and is a predicted model, not a curated record. Bases 518 to 1441 code for a protein of 307 amino acids. The transcript has 4 exons. NCBI's taxonomy places the organism in Eukaryota, Metazoa, Arthropoda, Insecta, Diptera, Tephritidae.